This is a messenger RNA of Trachymyrmex cornetzi, 1420 nucleotides long. RefSeq names its product leukocyte surface antigen CD53. The transcript has 6 exons. Lineage: Eukaryota; Metazoa; Arthropoda; Insecta; Hymenoptera; Formicidae. Gene Ontology annotation, cellular component: plasma membrane. Bases 199 to 1047 code for a protein of 282 amino acids. The record is from RefSeq and is a predicted model, not a curated record.
AUUAUUUUCAUCAAACCUAUUUAAAUAAAAGUUUAUAGUAAAUGCUCAACUUACCGAUUGUCAUUAACGUUGUCAUAAAAUGACAAUUUAGGCUCGAAAUGUCAAAUUUAAAGAAUAUAAUAAGUCAAUUCUGUAGGUGACGCGUUUUACUAGGAUACGUAAUUAAUGAACUGACGGAAAUUUUAAUUCCCGAGAGUAAUGGGGCGUGAUGAAAAUGAGAACGAGAUUGAAACAGAUACAGACGAUGACGAAUUAGUUACUGAAAGUGAUGAAACCAUUUCGACAGAAAAAAGUUCCAAAAAUAUUGGUACUUCCACGACUAAACUAUUUUGCAAAUGGCUGCCGAAGAAAUGUCUCAAAUUCUUCUUCUUAUUGCUUAACAGUGUAGUCCUCCUCACAGGUGUAACGGCAAUAACAAUAGCUAUCUGGAUGUUGACUGAUGCAAACUUUACAUCAAGAUCUAGACUGCUCAGCCAACAGCUUUUUAUGACUAUUUUAUUAAUUCUAGGAGUGUUUGUGUCUCUUGUAGCUUUUACUGGAAUUAUAGGAAUCACAAAGAAAAAAGAUUAUUUCAUGAUUUUUUACUUAAUGUGCCAAUCAAUCGCUCUCUGUGCUGUAUUUAUAUGUCUGACAAUGAGUUUUCCGUUUUUCGAUAUGAUUACGAAAAAGAUUCGAGAUGACAUGAACAACUCUAUGGAAAAUUAUCAAUCUUUAGAUUGGGCUGUGAAAGCAUGGGAUAAUACUCAUAGAUAUUUAAAAUGCUGUGGAAUUAAAUCAUCUAAAGACUGGUUAGAUCAUCAAAUAAACAUUCCGCAAAGUUGCUGUUCUAUAUCACUUAAACUGUGCCUGCACAUGACAGAGAAUGUGUCUUAUAAAUCUGGAUGCUUAAAAGGAGCCUAUAUACUAUUAAAAUCGUAUGUUCAGACUGCCUCUAUUUCAACGCUUGUCAUAUUUCCACUUUUGUUAAUCAGCGUGCUUUUAGCGUUUGGUUUACGAAAAAGACUGAAGACGAGUCAAUUAAUAAUGGACGAAGCGACAUAUUCAUGAAGACAUCGAGGGUGAACGUGACUUAGAAGUGAAUGACAAGUCCGGUGAAACGUUUUCCCGUUUUUUAUUAUCAUAUAUAGAUCAUAUAUUUUCUGAAAACACUUAAUAUAUUGUACUUAAGAUAGUAAUAUUGUAAGUUUAUUGGACAUGCUGGUUGGAUCGCCGUCUGCCGCGUGGCAGUGGUUCAAGUGGAAAAGUCCGUAAAUUACUCACUUCCGGCGCUUCUACGAUGAUCAUCGAAUCGGGAUGUGUUUUCAACACGCGGGGGAGAAAGGGGAGGCGAAAAAAUACAUUUAUAAAAAUUGCUCGUGACCAUCGUAAUGUUCUCGUUUACGGAAAGGUUCAAAUGGUAGAGGGAGGGGAGUAUCUGAUC